Messenger RNA from Solanum dulcamara, 1421 nucleotides. RefSeq names its product homeobox protein knotted-1-like 1. Lineage: Eukaryota; Viridiplantae; Streptophyta; Magnoliopsida; Solanales; Solanaceae. Gene Ontology annotation, molecular function: DNA binding; DNA-binding transcription factor activity, RNA polymerase II-specific. The transcript is spliced from 5 exons. The record is from RefSeq and is a predicted model, not a curated record. Gene Ontology annotation, biological process: regulation of DNA-templated transcription. Gene Ontology annotation, cellular component: nucleus. The coding region runs from base 267 to 1262 and encodes 331 amino acids.
GCCCGGGGAUUCGCCCUUCUUUCCUUUCCCUUCCCCUCCACUACUCACUAGAAACACAAAGUCUGGUCUGGUAUUUAUCACCAUCUUCUUCUUUUUUUAUUUUUUUUAAUUGAACUCCAAAAAUAAAUUAAAGUAGGUAGCUACUAUUUCCGGGUGUCUGCCUUUAUCUCUUCCUGGGUUAAAAGAAACGUACUCCAUAUAUAUACCGGCUAGCUGAUAUAUAGGUAGAGAUUUUUUAUUACAAGUUGUUGUUUAGAUACUGUUUGAUGAUGGAUGAAUUGAGCAAACUUCAUUCUGCUAUUGCAUGUUCGCGCACUAGACAACAUCAAGAGGCCGGGCUGACAAUGGUUAAUAACACUUGUCAUGAUACUAAUAAUCUUGCUGUUCAUCAUCAUCCUCAUCAAUUAGAAGCUGUUGAUGUUGAUCAUCAUAAUCAUAAUAUUAAUAUAUCAAGCAGCAAUAUGUCAGAUCUUGUUAAAGUUCAGAUUGCAAAUCAUCCUCUUUAUCCUAACUUACUUUCUGCUUAUCUUCAAUGCCGUAAGGUUGGAGCACCGCAAGAAAUGACAUCAAUUCUCGAAGAAAUCAGCAAAGAGAACAACUUAAUAUCCAGCUGUCACAGUAGUGAAAUUGGAACUGAUCCAGAACUUGAUGAGUUUAUGGAAUCAUAUUGUGCGGUAUUAGUUAAAUACAAGAAGGAGCUUUCAAAGCCGUUUGAUGAAGCUACAAGUUUCUUGAAUAACAUAGAGUCACAGCUCAGUUCCCUAUGCAAAGAUAGUUUAAUCACUUCAACAAGUUUCAACUCCAACAACAAUUAUCUAUCUGAUGAAGCAGGUGGUACGUCAGAUGAGGAUCUAGGCUGUGAGGAGAUGGAAGCAGUGGAUGGUCAAGAAUCUCCUGCUAACCGUGAGGGUGAUAAUGAGCUAAAAGAAAUGCUGAUGCGCAAAUAUAGUGGCUAUCUUAGCAGUUUGAGAAAGGAAUUCCUGAAGAAAAGGAAGAAAGGCAAGUUGCCUGAGGAUGCAAGACUUACAUUGCUGGACUGGUGGAAGACCCACUAUCGAUGGCCUUAUCCCACGGAAGAGGAAAAAAAUAGGCUAUCGGAAAUGACGGGGCUAGACCAGAAGCAGAUAAACAACUGGUUCAUAAACCAAAGGAAGCGACACUGGCGUCCAUCGGAAGACAUGAAAUUUGCUCUAAUGGAAGGUGUCAGUGCUGGAUCCAUGUAUUUUGAUGGAUCUGGAGGCACUGGAAGCGUUGGCACUUGAAAAUGACAGGGAAAAAAAAGAAAGAAAGAAAAGAACCUCCUGCUAGAUAGGUAACACAUAGUGCAUAGUAUGACAGAAACGUAUGUAUUUUGAAAGUUUGUUUAUAUAUCGACGACAUACAUUCAGAACAUUUGUUAAUCGUAUAUUAUCUUUCCAUUA